UUUCUUUCUUUAACCGAAAUUGCCGUUUAUCACUCUUUUUUUAACUUUCAGCAUUACAUUUUUCUCUGUUUUUCCGGGAAACCAAACCGAAUUUCCUUAAGCAUCUUAGUUAAGAAUUGAAAAGAUAAGGUUUUCGUUUCUCAUGCUAACAACGAUUCCAUGCCUGUGUUGUGUUUGAUGUUAUGUGCCUAUGAAAACUUGUUUUGAGUUAGGGUCUAAGGAUAAAAUCAUAUGAGAUAUAUGACUUUGUUUCUUUUCUCAGAUAGAAUAUUGUUGUGGUGGAUAAUUUUACUGAAAAUUGGAGUUUUUUUGUAAUUGCUGGUUGAGGGAAAAAAAGUAGCAAUUGGUGUAGUAGUGGUGGUAAGGAGUCAAUCAUAUAACCCAAGCAGUGUAGGUGAAAUGAGUGAAUGUUUUUGGUGUCAUGUGUGAUAUAAAAGUACUACUAAAGUUUAAAGGAAAUUUUUUAUCACACAACCAUCAAGUCUACCAGAGUAGUGCUGCUAGCAACACAAACUUUAACACUUUCUUUCCAACAUUCACUCUCUUGUUCAUGUGGGUCCUACCACCCACUUUAUGUAGGACAUAUUGUUAAUAUGGUGGGACUCGUAUGAAUUUUACUGAAAAAGAUAAUGAAUAUUGUUCAGUCCAUAACUAGAAAUGAUUGGUGAAUGCCUUGAUGCGGCAGAGUUGUGUUUCUGGUAUGGUGGUGGAGAAGGGAUUGACCUUCAAGGUUAACACUUAAACUCCCAGUGAGAGAGUGGGAAAUAAUGUGAGAAUGAAUUUGAAUCAUACAUUUUUUCACAUAAGAUCUCUUAUAUAUGAAAUUUGGUUGAGGUGUUCAAGAUCUGAAUCAAAUGUGAGCCUUUUCUUUUUGGGCAUAUGGCCAGCCCAGAAGAAAUGUCAAAAAAUGUGUUAAGAGUAAGUCUUGCUAGCACUCCUCGACCGACAAUGCUGUAGGAGAUUGAAUGUAGGGUGGGAAAGAGCCUACAAACAAGUGAAAUAUUUUAGAUUUCAGGUUGUACCUAACUUACCUAACUUAACCGGCUUGUAAGGUAAGAUGAAUGAUGCCUCCUACUUAUAAGCAUAUUUUCAUACUAUAUUUUAUAUGAUAUGAGACUCUAAAUUAACUUAGGGUCACAUGGAUGAGAAUAUUAAGACUGAUGAGUGGUCACACAAGUAAAGCUAAGGUUACAAAUUGGAAUGAUUCAUAUCCGACCUAGAUAAGGUGGUAGAAUGGAAUCCUGUCUUAGGUGGUUUGUUCAUUUUUAUAGCUCUCUUUUUCUUGAGAUUUCAUCAUUAUGUCGCGUUGGCAGUUUGAGUGUAAUUGUUGUGCAUUAGGCGGUGAAUUAAGGAACACGGUAUCCCGUUAUUUUAUACAAUAGUUGUGAAUUAGGAUAUAAAGAUUGUCAUCCCUACAAUUUGGAAGCCAAAACUGUCAUCUUUAAGUCAUUCUUUAUUCUAACUUUUGGUGUUUGUUCUAAGUAUCAAUAUAUGGCCACUAAAUUUGAAACACAUUGUUGAGAAUGUCGAAAAGUUCCCUUUUCUCAUAUCCUUGACAGGGGAAGUUAAACCUCUUCGUGAUGGAAAUCAAUAUUUCAAGGUGUCAUCAUCUAGAAGCACAAGGGAUAUUCUUUUCCAAUAUUUCGAGGACAAAAGGAAGAAAAAUUUCUCAUAAACUUCUGUGCAAUGUAGUAUCCCUGAAUUCAAGAUGGGACUUUCAAAUAUUAGCCUCUUCGUGCCAAACAUUUACUGCAGUGUAUCCAAGAAGGCCUUUUUUUUGUAGAACACAUUCAAUGGCAACUCGUAUAGAGGAAUCUGAAUCAUUACAAGGAGAUAAUCCUAAUGAGGAUAUGGAUCCAUCUACAGACUCAGAAGACGAGAGAUUGUCACAACCACUUACCAAUGAACAGAUAAAGGUAUUGCUUGCUGAUACUCAAAGAGCAAACCUCACUAAGAAGCUUAGUGAAGCCAACCAACAAAAUCGAUUCCUAAAAAGACAGUUGUAUAUAAAGGAGGAUGCAUUGGUAACGUUUAAAAGUGAACUUGCUGUCCUAGAGCUUGAAGUUCAGGCUUUGGCCAGGCUAGCAGAAGAAAUAGCUAAAUCUGGUAUUCCAGAAGGUUCGAGGAAGAUCAAUGGAAAGUACAUUCAUACUCACCUUGUUGGUAGAUUAAAAGCUGUACACGAGCAAUUAAACGAGCAAAUAAAGGAUGUUGAUGCGGCACAAUCAAAGGAGGUCUCUGUGUUUUGGGCCGGCAUGGCUGAGAGUGUGCAAAUUAUGGGCAGCUUUGAUGGUUGGAGCCAAGGAGAGCACCUUUCACCAGAGUAUACAGGUUCCUACACAAGGUUCUCAACAACAUUGAUGCUCAGGCCUGGAAGGUAUGAAGUCAAAUUCUUAGUAGAUGGUGAAUGGCACCUAUCAUCAGAGUUACCUGUAACUGGUGAAGGGUUAAUGAAAAAUAAUUUGUUAAUUGUUGAGUGAGUAAUAAUUGUUGUUUAAUUAAUCCCAGCAGCACUUGCAUAUAAGUUGUUUAAUCACAAGUCGUUUUUAUAAGCUAACAAGUCUAUCUUCACAUAUACUAUUGUAAAUGUUAAUGAAAUGUGUUAUAUUUGUCA
Molecule: messenger RNA, 2614 nt
Organism: Vicia villosa (hairy vetch)
Lineage: Eukaryota; Viridiplantae; Streptophyta; Magnoliopsida; Fabales; Fabaceae
Product: protein PTST, chloroplastic
Exons: 9
Coding region: 1581-2480 (299 amino acids)
Source: RefSeq, a predicted model, not a curated record